Molecule: messenger RNA, 1563 nt
Organism: Closterium sp. Naga37s-1
Lineage: Eukaryota; Viridiplantae; Streptophyta; Zygnematophyceae; Desmidiales; Closteriaceae
Source: the annotation of a GenBank genome assembly
AUGCAACAUAGCCACCAUCAGCAGCACACAGCAGCACCCUCCACCGCAGCAGCAGCCCCCCACGCCCCUCACGCCCCUCCACACUCCUCCCCCUCAUCACGCUAUGCUACUGUUCGCCUGGCAGCGGAGCGGCGGCUGGUGAGGGUGGUGAGGGCGUCGGUGGCAGGCGGCGCACAGCUGGGCGCGCUGGCAGGCGUCUUCUCCGCCUCGCAGCUGGGCCUGCGCGCUCUCAUGCUGGAGUGGAGAGAGGAGGGGGUGGCACAGAGGAGGCGCACACAGGAGGGCGGUGGCAGCAGUAGCAGUAGCAGUAGCAGAAGUGGGGAAGAGGGGGUUGGGGGCGUGGGGAGGGGCAGCAGCAGGGGGUGGCAGGGGGAGGAGUUGUGUGAGCCUGACGUGGUCAGCACUGUUGGCGCUGGUGCCUUCACUGCUGGGCUUGUGGGAUUAGUCGCUAUGGAGGCCAUCAGCAGAGCAGGUGUGGCUGAAGUGGUGGGUGUGGCCAUCACCACAUGGAUGGUACCAUCCAUGUUCUGCCACCACGUGGGUGUGGAGGCCAUCAGCAGAGCAGGUGUGGCUGAAGUGGUGGCUCGAGGCAUGAGUCUGUCUGGGUUGGAGGCAGCGCUUGAGUGGUGGGGAGAGGCGAGAUUGUCAGCAGGUAGCAGAGAGGAGGACUCUGUUGUUGGGAUGGGAGCAAAGGUGGCAGACGUGAGGAAUGAGGUAUGGCGUGCAGCGAGGGUGGCGGGCUGGCACCGGGCCACCCGUGCCUCGCCGGCCCAUCGCUUCAAGGCGGGUGCUCUCCACACCGUGGCCGGUGCUGCCCUCGCUUUCCCCCUGGGUGAGUCGCACCUCUUGAGGUGGUUCCUUAGGCGCCUCAACAGCAUUGAGGUGGUUUCUGAGGUGGUUUUUGAGGCGCAUAAAAAAACCGCCUCGCCGGCCCAUCGCCUCAAGGCGGCAGCUCUGCACACCGUCGCCGGUGCUGCCCUCGCUUCCCCCCUGGGGCGGCAGCUCUCCACACCGUGGCUGGUGCCGCCCUCGCCCUCCCACUGGCCCUCCUGCACUCAGCGCUCUACUCCUUGCUGCCCCAGCACCACAGCACAGCAGCAGCACACGACUUUUGAGACGUCUCAACAACCCGCUCCCCCUGCCCCUUCCCUCUCUCUCCGUGCCCCACCUGCAGCCCUCCUGCACUCGGCGCUCUACUCCUUGCUGCCCCAGCAUCACAGCACAGCAGCAGCACACGGCAGCAGUGGAGAGGGAGAGGGCGCUCAGGGGAUUCCUCAGGAGAGAUCUCAGGUGGACUCUCAGGUGGGCAGUGGCAGUAGCAGCAGUCCUCUCAGCGGCGGCGGCAGCGGCGGCGGUGUGGCGGGAGCCAUUGAGCGCAUGGAGGAACGAUUCAUGGGGUCUUUUGGGCACCUGGGGGGCAACCACGGAGGAGGGGGAGGAGGCGGGGUUGUGGGUAGAGAGGGUGAGGGCGGAGGAGAGGCGAGAGGGGAAGCUUCGGAGGGUGAGGCGGGAGGGCAGGAGUCAUGCACGGUAGUGGCAGGGGAGAGCAUGGGGAGCAGAUGA